GUCUGAUCAAUGGUUCUGCGUCGCGCUGACAUCUACUGCCUCUCUGCUGCGCAUAUUUGCUGUGUUAGUGGUUUGCAUUUUGGUGUUAUGCUUCAAAUUUCGUAUAAAAACACUUGAAUUAGUUACGAAUAUGCCGAAAAAUAUACCAGAUAGGUGGCUGGAAUACAAACCUUUUGGCACGGUAAUAAAAGGUACAAAAAUUCUGCCGUUCAAAGUACCCCUGAAGGAGAUAAUCUGUGCUGGUUUGAACACAGAAGAACGAUUUACAACGUCGACGCUGGUGGAAGCAUUUCCGCGUCUCAAGUAUAUCAUCGACCUGACAAAUACAAAUCGUUACUAUGACAGACAGGAAAUUAUAAACUGCGGCAUCGAGUACGAGAAAGUUUGGGUCGCCGGUCACGAGAUACCCUCUGCGGAAGUGGUGACAAGGUUCUUUAAGUUAAUGGAUGAUUUUACGUCUGCUUGCGGUGAAGAAGACAUAAUCGGAGUUCAUUGCACGCAUGGUAUAAAUCGCACCGGAUACCUCAUUUGUAGAUAUCUUGUGCAACAAUUAGGGUGGGACCCUCAAGAGAGUUUAAAAGCGUUCGGUGAGGCUCGGGGCUACCCUAUCGAGCGUCCGAAUUACAUAAACGCGUUAACCUGUUUGCCGGAGGAGCUGGUACCGACGGAAACAGCGAAUCAACCGAAGAUACCGACCGAACAGCACACCAUCGUGGAAAGCAAGAAACGAAGAACGGAAGAGCCGGCGGUGCGCCCGAUGGGUCCGCCAGGAUACGUUCCGUUGCGUCGUUUCGCGAAGGACGGCUGCGGCCCGUUCGCGCCGCAUCCGCACCCGCCGCCGCCGCUGCCGCCGUUCGGUUUCGCGGGCCCGCCGCACCGUUUCAGGCCCAGGCCGCCGAUCCCGCCGUUGAGGGGCCCUCCUCCUAUGUACGGGCCCCGGCCGUUCAGGUACGGACCACCGCGUCCAGCCAUGCCUCCUCCGCCACCUAGACCAGGGUUCCCUACUCUAGGUUUCCCUCCACCGCCUCCGCCGCCGCCGCCGCCGCCACCGCCGGGCCCGAAUCGAACGGCCGGCGGGGCCCGACUCCCGCUUGGCCCGCCCGCUCGCCUACCUCCGCCGCCAUCCCCUCGCGCUAGACCGCGAUCCGCGAUGCUGAAACACGUGCAGUCGCAGAAGCGAAGGCACCACGUGAGAAACGGCAUCGCGUCGCUGAUUAAGAACCGCGCCGGAAUAGUCAGGCGAACCGGCCAUCCGAACAGACUGCUCCCGAAACUGUUCAAGGAACAGGACUUCACCGUGGACACGUUCGAGGAGAACCUCCUGGCCGUCGCCGGACAACCGAGGCGGUCCAAAGCCAGAUUCAAUCAGAGAAAGUGACGGCUCGCUGUCCGGCAAGCGUGACGUACUAAUUGUAAGCGUAUAAUGUAUCUAUAGUCUACAGCGUAAAUCGAACGAGAGUCGCGUCACGGUGUCGUCGUCCCCAUGUGGCGCGGAAAGACUGGAUGCGGCGCGGAACCGACGACGUCGGCGCGGCGGUGAUCGAUGGUAUAUGCUCCGACCUGCUUCGCGCGACUCGAAGGAACACGUCCUUCGAUUACUCUUCUUUUCGUUCGUUUACGUUUCUGGAUGCUGAGAUCGUGCUCGUCCCCUGCGAUCUGGAAAUACGGACGAUAUUCGCCGUAAUCGGUGUUACGGACUCUGGGGUCCUCAGGAUCGACUGGACACAGGCGUGGGCGGUGUCGGAUGGAUGAAUUAUCUAUCCUGGUAGGAACGUGAUCGAUCGGUGUCACUGAACCUGAUUGUCGGUCAAUUAUUCGGGCUGCCUGUUAACUCGGAACUCUUUGCACUCGGAGCCACUCCGACUCGGGACAUUUUCUCGGUUUCGGUACAUUUGCGAAAACCGAGACGAAUCGGUCGCCGCUUCGGCGCAUUUACGUUUUUUAGCUGCUCGUUUAAUGCGAACGAGUUUAACGCUAAACCUACCACCGUCAAAAUGACCGAUUUUUUUUUAUUUUACGAUAGUACAAACUUUGGAGACUUCUUUAGAUUAUCGAAACAAGUCUCAUGAUUAAAACUUUACAAGAUCCAAGUGAAUUCUAUCUUUUCACUCUUAUGAGUCGAUGCACGCUAAUCGUCAUUACAGGUCGGUUGGUUUAGCGUUAACAUGGUUCUUAGAAAAAGGUUUUCCGUCACAGUUACCACCCUCGAUGGCGAAACGUAUGUUGUUAUGAGACAAAAAUGAAUCCACAUGGUUGUCGCCUCGUGGCAUGGUAAUUUUUUUUUUUAGGUGAUCCGAGUGCAAUGGGAAAUUAGUAUUCCGUACGGGGAGUUUCACCUAAACCGAAUCGUCCAAUUGUCUUUUCUCCUGUAACUUGAAAUCCGAAACGUCGAUCAACGUAAGAUAACACGAAUAAAUGUUUUGUUUUUUUUAAAAGAUAUUAAAUAUGACGUAAUGCCCUGUGGAAUUGCACCGGACAAAUGAUAGAAGAUUCAUCCGUAUUUAUGUAUAUAGUUUUCUUUGAGAUAAACAGGUAUCGCCCAAGGUUUGAGGAUGAUCGAAUGAUUUUUUUUCCAUUUUCUAGCUUAUAAGGAAACUAAAUAUAUUCGCUAUUAAUUUAUGUUAACAUUUUCUUUACACGUGACAAGUCUUAUCAUUUUCUUUGCCUUUAUUGUUCAUGAGAAUAUGUGUUACGUAAGAGAGGGUAGCAAAUACCGGAUUAUGUACUGUGAAAUGUCGAAUUUUUAAUCAUUCGCAACUCGCUCGUUUCGAGGAUCGACCGUAUAUCCAAAUACUGCAUAUCCUUAUUGUUUAGUCGAUGCUAUCGCGUAAAAUAUUUGUAAAAAUUACUAAUUCUCCAAAGUAAAAAAAAACAAUAAUGAUGAUCGAUAGGGAAUUGUGUAAGCUAUAAAGUGAUAGAUAAAUAUCUACUUUGAAUUCUUUUCGUCAUUUGAACAAUAAAGUUGCUAAAGAUAGCAAACCUAAUUUUACACGAUGAGUACAAACGGAGAGAGAAAGAGAGAGAGAGAGAGAGAGAGAGAGAGAGAGAGAGAGAGAGAGAGAAAGAGAGAGGGAGAGUAUGAUUUUGACAACAUUACAUUAACGGAACCAUUUUAGUUUUGAAGCGUGAGCCCAUGCCUGUUGUCCAUGCUAAUGUACAGACUGUAAUUCGAUACUUAUGAGAGCAAUCAGGGAACCCGCAAAUUCGGCAGAUCAUGAAACAUUGAUAUACAACGGAUCAUAGGAACAAAAAAGUUACAAAAAGUUUUCAAAUUCUGCCGAAAUUUUGCGUGCCCUUAUCCCUCCUGUUAGUUUGGUAAUGGGAUGUCGCAACUACUAGAGAUAAGUAAUUUAAACCGUUAAUUUUAAUUCAGCACCUGUUCUACGUAGGUUAAGUUUACCAUAAACUCUUCAAACAGUGUAUUUAAAGAAUAAAUGUAAAGAGAAACGUUA
Megalopta genalis is the source of this 3452-nucleotide messenger RNA. RefSeq lists its product as uncharacterized. The record is from RefSeq and is a predicted model, not a curated record. Gene Ontology annotation, biological process: protein dephosphorylation. Gene Ontology annotation, molecular function: polynucleotide 5'-phosphatase activity. NCBI's taxonomy places the organism in Eukaryota, Metazoa, Arthropoda, Insecta, Hymenoptera, Halictidae.